Messenger RNA from Exophiala spinifera, 2139 nucleotides. RefSeq lists its product as uncharacterized. Gene Ontology annotation, biological process: peptidyl-lysine monomethylation. The transcript is spliced from 2 exons. NCBI's taxonomy places the organism in Eukaryota, Fungi, Ascomycota, Eurotiomycetes, Chaetothyriales, Herpotrichiellaceae. Bases 1 to 2139 code for a protein of 712 amino acids. The record is from RefSeq and is a predicted model, not a curated record. Gene Ontology annotation, molecular function: protein-lysine N-methyltransferase activity.
AUGGAGCCCGACAAUACCAAGCUACAGUCUGAUGUCGUUGAGACCAGGCCGGAGAGUUCAACACCACCUUUGCAGAUGAACCACCUUGCGGAGUCCGAAGCCGACAUCUUCCACAACCACCGGCGGCUUGUUGACUGGGUGCUUGCCAACAACGGCUAUUUUCACCCCCAUGCGCAAAUUGCGUUCAGUAAGCGCAAAGGCUUUCAUGCUGUUGUCGCCGAUGGACAGCAAGUUUCUGCUGGCACCCGGGUCGCUAGUUGUCCCAUAACGACCACCUUAUCGGUCUUGAAUGCUCUUGAAAUCCAUCCAUUCCAGAGCCAUGGUACGCGUUUUCCAGAGCCCUUCCUUCGAAGCCAGAGGAAGAACCCCGAAUCUCUGGCGGUUUUCUUCUUAAUGGAGCAGCUUGUGCUUGGCGACAAGUCAUGGUGGGCGCCCUACAUUGCCACCUUGCCCACCGUCCAGGAGGUCACAGACCAGCAAUUUGGUGAGGAAGAUCUGAUAUGGCUGCAGGGCACGAAUCUUCCAGGAGGAAUAUCUGAGCGGAUAUCGAAAUGGAAGGAAAUGUACCUGCAAGGAAUUGACGAAUUGAAGCAUUUCCAAUGGGAGAAUGCCGUUAGUGGCGAGUAUACAUGGCCGAGGUUUCUAUGGGCGGCAACCAUAUUUGGAAGUCGUUCUUUCACUUCCCAAGUCUUGGACGCCACUGAACCGGCAGAGCAGGCUUGUCACAAUUACCGCGAGACCCACGAUGGUUCUAACGAGCUUGUGAAACUGUUCUCUCAACGGUUCGCAGUUCUUCUUCCCCUGAUGGACUUGUUGAAUCACAAGCCGGGAGCACAGGUGGAAUGGCAAGCCCUGUUCAACUUCGUCGGUCUUCAACUGUUGGAGAACUACGAGUCUGGACAAGAACUCUUUAACAACUACGGGCCUCGAGAAAACGAAGGGCUUCUAUUGGCCUAUGGUUUCACGGUCCCCGAAAACCCCUUUGAUCAUCUAGUUAUCAGCAUCAGAGCCCCUCCAGGCUCACCACUGGCCUCGGUACACACUUGGAAACCAGACGCCAGGUCUGAUCCAGAACGCAGAUGUUACAUCUUCGAUCAUCGUCACCCUAGGUCAAAAUCCGCAACAUUCAUCGAGACGUCCCUGUUUUCGUUUGAUCUUCUGGACAACAUUUCAGUGCUUUGCGCAAAUGAGCGGGAACUUCAGGUGAUGCUUUACAGGAAGCAGACUCUCAUGAGCUAUUGUCUCGGCGACAAGCCCAACGACAAGGCCAAGUUCGAAGAUGGUCGGAUAGUUUUGGCCACAAUCAGCCAAUUACUUAUGGACUGCUCGGCAAGGGCAUUAAGACUCAAGGCGACUGAUCCUAGCCGAUUUGACCCUCCUGUUCUACCUGGGAGUCUCAAUCAGCAGAAUGCAAAGACCUACCGAGACAGUCAGCUGAACAUCGUGGAGACGGCAAUAGCAGUCUGCAAGUUCGUGCUCAUGUGUGCAACAAGCAACGAUUCUAGGGAAGUCAUCGAGAAGAAGUUGCAACGAGAAUUGCCAGAAUCGAGUUCCAAUACUCUAAACCAACUCCUUAAACGUCACCAAAGUCAAUUGACUCACUCAUUCGAGCUUCUGACACCGUCGGCUGUCCUUGACAUGCUUUCGAACGAGUUGUCGGCCUGUGUGCGCAAUUGUGUAGCCCGCAUCAAAGCCAGCUAUAACACGACAGGAGCAGCGAUGUCGCAAAUGAACAUCGACAAGAUUCACCACACGGUGAUUCUUGCCGCACUUUACGAGGACUACUCGCAUGGUGUCCAGUUGCCACGCAGAAUAACCCGGUGGUUGAAACAGUUAUCAGAGUGGUACCCUAUGGAUUCCGAAUGUUGGGCGUACGUCCCUGCGCCGGGACCUUGGGAGCCAGGUGAAGAGCCCCCUCCCGAACUCAUGGAUUUGCUGGCUGCUAGGGCGGCGAUGUCGCCAACGUUCCCCGCCGAAUCUAACUUCAAGAGGUGGCUGAAGCCGGAGAGACUCUGCUGGGGUUGGAAUGUAAUGGAGGAAGAAAAAGUCAGAGUCCCAGCAAGCAUCUUAGGGGAGGGUGGGAUGGAGAACUAUGGACAAAAUGAUAGCAGGAUAUUGAUCUAUUGGCAAAAAUACUAG